Messenger RNA from Zalophus californianus (California sea lion), 525 nucleotides. Its product is annotated as CDKN2AIP N-terminal-like protein. The record is from RefSeq and is a predicted model, not a curated record. NCBI's taxonomy places the organism in Eukaryota, Metazoa, Chordata, Mammalia, Carnivora, Otariidae. The coding region runs from base 1 to 351 and encodes 116 amino acids. The transcript has a single exon.
AUGGUGGGUGGCGAGGCGGCCGCCGCGGUGGAGGAGCUAGUUUCGGGGGUGCGGCAGGCGGCCGACUUCUUGGAGCAGUUCCGCUCCUACUCAGAGAGCGAGAAGCAAUGGAAGGCUCGCAUGGAAUUCAUUCUGCGCCACUUGCCCGACUACCGCGACCCGCCCGAUGGCGGUGGCCGCCUGGACCAGCUGCUGUCCCUCUCCCUGGUGUGGGCCAACCACCUCUUCCUGGGUUGCAGUUACAACAAAGACCUUUUAGACAAAGUGAUGGAAAUGGCUGAUGGGACUGAAGUGGAAGACCUGCCACAGUUUACUACCAGGAGUGAAUUAAUGAAAAAGCAUCAAAGCUGAGGCAGAAGAUUCAUCACAUUUUCAACAUCAGCUACAAGCUUAGGAAGGAGGCUGGGAUGAGCGUGACAUGGACCACAGCAGCUCUCUUAAGAUUCCCGCUAUUUCCAACAGGCAGGAAAGAGGCAGCUGGAAUGACAGUCUUGUCUAGUUUGGAGUUGUAAAAGGUCUCAUUCU